Messenger RNA from Nerophis ophidion (straightnose pipefish), 4134 nucleotides. It is a transcript of the gene relb, whose product is annotated as v-rel avian reticuloendotheliosis viral oncogene homolog B. Gene Ontology annotation, biological process: cellular response to stress; innate immune response; response to cytokine. The transcript is spliced from 10 exons. Lineage: Eukaryota; Metazoa; Chordata; Actinopteri; Syngnathiformes; Syngnathidae. Gene Ontology annotation, cellular component: cytoplasm. The record is from RefSeq and is a predicted model, not a curated record. The coding region runs from base 476 to 2407 and encodes 643 amino acids. Gene Ontology annotation, molecular function: RNA polymerase II cis-regulatory region sequence-specific DNA binding; DNA-binding transcription factor activity, RNA polymerase II-specific.
GCCACUGUCUACCAACCCACAACCAUGUCAGAAAAAUAAGCGCUGUAGGAGGAGAGCUCCCUCAAAAAGGGUUAGAUAUUUACUUAAAAACGCUUAAAGCUCGUAUUCCUCCACCGUUGUUCGUUUGGGACCAAGUUUGUUGAGAAGUCACUCCGUGGAACCAAGUGACGUUUGGGGAUUUCCAGUCGCGGAAACAGCCAAUAGGAGGCCAACUGGAUGCGCCAACAGCCAAUAGGAGGCUAGCUGGAUGCGCCAACAGCCAAUAGGAGGCCAGCUGGAUGCGGAAACGCUAAAAGUGAAGUCAAACCUCUUCCUCGUCUACUUCUUCAUUUGACGCUUUUCACAUGUUGCUGCUUCUUGUUGUUGUUGUUAUUGUUGUUGUUGUUGUUGUUGUCGACACUCUCCUCCCUGGCCGGGACCAUCUUUACUCUCCCGCCGUUUAGUCCAUUCGGCGUGUGCUCCCGCGGCUGAAGACAUGGACGUUUUUAACGGCGCGGCUGAGCGUGGACUCUCCGACUUUGACCUCAUCCAGGAGAUCAUCACAGAGGAGCGCACGGGCGUGUCUCUCCCCCGGCCGCCGCCUCCUCCUGCCGAGCCGUGCAGCCAGAACCACAGGAAGCUGCAUCACAACGCCUCUCCGCCGCCAUCUCAGCAAGUUCUGGUGGCCAGAGGUACUGCGUGUCAGUCAAGCUGCAGCUACGCACUGCCUCCCCAGCAGCCCUGCACCUCCCAGAAUAUGUCCCGACCUUCAUCGUCCUCGGGCCUUCGUCACCUCCAUCAUCACCAUCUUCAUCAUCCUCAUCAUCAUCUCCAAGCCGACCCCUCUCGGCGUGGUCCAGGGUGCCCGAUGACCUCAAAGGCCGCCGGCCCCGCCUCCUCUCAGGGGCGUGGCGGGGCGGAGACCAAUAUGCUGGAGCGUGUCCUGGAGAAGCCCAAACUGGUGGUGGUCGAGCAGCCCAAAGAGCGAGGCAUGAGGUUCCGUUACGUGUGCGAGGGCCGCUCGGCCGGCAGCAUCAUGGGGGCGUCCGGGACGGAAAGCAACAAAACUCAGCCUGCCAUCGAGAUUGAAGGCCCCAUAGACCACUUGAAGAAGGUGACCGUCACCGUUUCCCUGGUGACCAAAGACCCCCCACAUCGGCCGCACCCCCACUGCCUGGUGGGAAAGGACUGCCCCGAGAAGUCGGGAAUCUGCGUGGUGACGCUGAACCCUCACAGCAACAGACGACACAGCUUUGCUAACCUGGGCAUCCAGUGUGUGACGAGGAGAGAACUGGACAUCUCACUUCAGAGGAGAAAAAGCCAGAAUAUUGACCCCUUUCAAACUGGUCACUCCAAGGGCAUCGAGGACAUGGACAUGAACGCGGUGCGUCUGUGUUUCCAGUCUGAACUGGAGUGGGAGGACGGCAGGACGGACAGCCUCAGCCCCGUGGUGUCCAACCCCGUCUAUGACAAAAAGGCAACCACCACAUCGCAGUUAAAAAUCAGCCAGUUGAACCAAUACAGAGGACCUUGCACUGGCAAGACGGAGAUCUACAUGCUGUGUGACAAAGUGCAGAAAGACGACAUCGAGAUCAUUUUCAGGCGCGGCUCGUGGAAGGCAAACGCCGAGUUUGCCCAGACGGACGUCCACCGGCAGAUAGCCAUCGUGUUUAAAACCCCGCCCUACUGUGACCAGGACAUCACGGAGGAAGUGGACGUCAGCGUCACGCUACGCCGUCUCUCAGACCAGAUCGAGAGCGAGCCCAUCAGCUUCACCUACUCGCCAGACAACACAGAUCCUUAUGAUGUGAAGCGGAAGAGGAAGAUCAAGCCCGAUGUCAACUUCCAGGAAAAAGCCAACAUAAAAGGUGAGCAUGGUCGUCAUCAACUUUGCGUGCCUGUUGAGGAAAGUGAAAGCAGGCCUCUCCUCGCAGCCGAGUCAGCACCAGAGCAGACCUUCCACGUCCCUCGAGCCGUCAUGUCGCCGAGCGAGAGGCCGUGCUCUGCGCAGGCGGAGAUGUGGUACACCGAGUCACAGGACAUAGACAUGGACACGGAAAACCUCAUCAGCCAGCUGCUAGAACUGCUCCCGGACGAGGCCAUAGUCUCCGCCAUCCCCGCUGGAUUCGAUCAGGGCCCGGAGGGCGGCCAGGCCCCCUUCGCCAACAUGGACGCCAACCUCAACCAGACCUUUGGCUCGUACACCCAGGACUUUUCCCACUACUCGGACUUGCAGUUCAACAUGCUGGUCAACGAGAACCGGAACAUGCAGCCUGAGACACGGGCCAGCCCGUCCGACGCGGUCCAGGUGAAGACAGAAAUCCCACAAGCCGGUGUGGAGGAGUACUUGGACCCCAAAGCAGAGAGUCGGGCAGCGUUGGACUGUAAUGAUUUAUUUCACAAAAGGGAAAAAGCCACACCACAAUAGUUUGAGAGGACAACAAAGUACAAACAAGACUGGGACGAAACGUAAACUGAAUGCAGAUCAGAAGAACAAAAAGUAAAUUAGUCUCCACCCAGAAUAAACAUACCGGAGCUACUGACAGUUCAAAGGAACAGUCAGGUGACGGGUGGGCAAACCACAGGGCUUAAAUAAGACCUGCUUGCAAAGUGCAAUCAGGUGAGAGAUUGUGGCUCCGCCCCCAGAACGCCAAAAAAAUUAGCUGUACAACAUAAAAGCGGUGAACUGGCACAGCAGUCUGCUGUGACCUGGGAGGGCAGGUGGCACCUGAAAUCAGAAUCCAGCCAUUUUCUGUAAGGUAACAAUGUAUGCAAACAUUUUAGUAGUUACUAGAGCAUUUCAUAGCAGUCAUCACUUGAAAAGGCCAUCCAUCCAUCCAUUUUACUCCGCUUAUCCGAGGUCGAGAAGCCCAGACUUCCCUCUCCCCAGCCACUUCGUCCAGCAACUCCCGGGGGAUCCCGGGCGUUCCCAGGACAGCCAGGAGACAUAGUCUUCCCAACGUGUCCUGGGUCUUCCCCUUGGCCUCCUACCGGUUGGAGUGGCGGCUUUACUCUGAGUUCCUCCCGGAUGACAGAGCUCCUCACCCUAUCUCCUGGCGGAGGUAACUCAUUUGGGUCAAUUGUACCUGUGAUCUUGUCCUUUCGGUCAUAGCCUAAAGCUCAUGACCAUAGGUGAGGAUAGGAACGUAGAUCGACCGGUAAAUUGAGAGCUUUGCCUUCCAGCUCAGCUCCUUCUUCACCACAACGGAUCGACACAGCGUCCGCAUUACUGAAGACGAUCUGUCGAUCUCACCAUCCACUCUUCCCCCACUCGUGAGCAAGUCUCCUAGGUACUUGAACUCCUCUACUUGGGGCAAGAUCUUCUCCCCAACCUAGAGAUAGCACUACACCCUUUCUUGGGCGAGAACCAUGGACUCGGACUUGGAGGUGCUGAUUCUCAUCCCAGUCGCGAACCGAUCCAGUGAGAGCUGAAGAGCCAUCAGGACCACAUCAUCUGCAAAAAGCAGAGACCUAAUCCGGAACACCUCAACUGCGCCUAGAAAUUCUGUCCAUAAAAGUUAUGAACAGAAUCUGUGACAUAGGCGGAGUCCAACCCUCCCUGGAAACAGGUCCGACUUAACGCCGGCAAUGCAGACCAAGCUCUGGCACUGAUCCUCCAGGGAGCGGACCUCCACAAUCAGACAGUCCGAUACCCCAUAGUCUCUGAGCACUCCCCACAGGACUUCCCGAGGGACACGGUCCAAUGCCUUCUCCAAGUCCACAAAGCACAUGUAGACUGGUUGGGCAGCCUCUAGAACCCUGCCCAGACUAUAGAGCUGGUCCACAGUUCCACCACCAGGACGAAAAGGCCUUUUAAACCCAAGUUUAAACCAUGUCAUCGUCCGACCCCAACCCUCGAUAGCCAAUUUCAGGAAAUACUUUGUUUGGCUACCAAAUCAAAACCCUGACAUUUUUUUUGUGAAGUAACUAUUAGUUUGUUGUUGUCAGUGAGGACUUUUUUAUGCUAAAAUAUGCUGGCACUUUUUCCCCUAAACAAGGUUUUUAAACACAAGUUUACACUGAAAUACACAUGAAAGGUGACUAAGCUUUGGAAAACAAUCAUUGGGAAAAACAACAGAUCACAACGUAGUUCAGGACCUAAAUAGAAAGUGGAACGUUCCCAUGUAAAAAUGUAAAUAAAUAGUCAAAAUGUCA